Messenger RNA from Anneissia japonica, 2322 nucleotides. Its product is annotated as U3 small nucleolar RNA-associated protein 18 homolog. The transcript has 13 exons. Gene Ontology annotation, biological process: rRNA processing. NCBI's taxonomy places the organism in Eukaryota, Metazoa, Echinodermata, Crinoidea, Comatulida, Comatulidae. The coding region runs from base 175 to 1839 and encodes 554 amino acids. The record is from RefSeq and is a predicted model, not a curated record. Gene Ontology annotation, cellular component: small-subunit processome; Pwp2p-containing subcomplex of 90S preribosome. Gene Ontology annotation, molecular function: protein binding.
UUGCAUGUUGACGAUAAACUCAGCACAUGUAUUUUUGUUGAUGGAUGAUGAAGUUUAUUUCUUGAUUGUUUGUACUAAGUAGGCUUAGUAAAGUGAAGUUUUAUUACAACCAGAGUUUUAUUAAAUCAUGUACCUGUAAUAGGUAAGCACUAAUAGUCAGAAAUUGCAGUAAUAAUGCCAAGGAAGAGUACUAAAAUCCUAGGCCCACCUGCCGACACUUCGCCUCCAGCCGAAAAUAGGCCUCCUACUACACACGGCGGAGCUGGAGUCGGAGAAGAUAGUGACAGUAAUGAUGAUGACUUAGGCCUAGACUUAAGCGGAAAGAAAGAAAGCGUCUCAAUCCCUCUUAUGUUGCCAACUAAACGUAGGAAGACCACCAAAGCAUUGGGGGAAGAUGAAUCAGAAAGAAGGGCGGAGCGAAUGUUGGAAAAAGUAGUAUUUGGAGGAGAGCAAGCAAUGUUAGAUUUAUUUGAUAAAUCUGAAACCAAAGAAGUCAUUGAUGAGGUAUCAGAUGAAGAACUAUUUUUCAUAGACCGUGGAGAUAAUUUACAAGGAGUUUUAGACAAAUCUAGACCAAAGCCUGCAUGGGAAGAUGAAGAUGACGACCAGAUUACGCUUGAUUUAACUGGAAGAAGGAAACAUCAAGAUAUUAGACGAAGUGAUGAGAAAGAAAUUUCAGGCGAUAAAUUAAAACAGCGUUUAAAAUCUCAGUUUGAAAAUUUAACAGGUUCCAAACCAAACUGGGCGAAAUUGGAAUCUGAGAAAGAUGAGCGUAAACGAAAAGGUGCUAGCAGUGAUGAAGAAGAUGAGGAGGAGGAAGACCUGUUGAAAAGAACUGGCGAUUACUUGGCAUCAUCGAAGUCAUUAACAAAGGGUUUACUUGAUAUAAAGAAAUACACAGAUGCAAAUAAAAUGUCACCGUCGGAGUCUUGGAUAGAGUCUGUGGAGUUCCAUCCAAAUGCUCAUGUGUUACUCACAGCAGGAAAGGACCUCCGACUAAAUUUAUUUCAGGUUGAUGGUAAAAGCAACCCAAAGAUUCAGAGUGUAUAUAUGGAAAAGUUUCCGAUAACAACAGCGCACUUCUCAACUAACGGGGAAGAAGUCAUCAUGUCUUCUAAAUGCAAAUGGUUUUAUGUUUAUGAUAUGAUUGCUGGGAAAAUCAUUAAUAUUCCUUACAUCAGAGGUAUCAAUGAAAGGAAGUUAGAAAAGUUUGAAGUUUCACCUGACGGCCAGUAUUUGGCAUUUCUUGGUAGCUAUGGUCAAGUUUAUCUGCUAUCAGCAAAGACAAAGGAAUGGAUCUCUACAUUAAAAAUGAAUGGAUCAGUGGAAGCAGUAGCAUUUUCUAAAGAUGGAAAAACGCUUUACUCAACAGGAGAUGAUGGUGAAGUUUAUGUUUGGAAUCUGCAGAGCAGAAAAUGCGUUCAUCGAUUUGCCGAUGAGGGAUGCGUAAAAGGAACAAGCAUAGCGGUAUCGCCAAGCAGCAUGUAUUUGGCUUGUGGAUCUCACAGUGGUGUUGUUAAUGUUUACAAUCAUGACGAAUGCUUAUCAAAGUCUAGACCAAAGCCAAGCAGAGCUAUUAAGAAUUUGACCACACCCUGUACGAAGGUUCUAUUCAAUUCGACCAAUGAGAUAUUAGCUAUUGCGUCAUGUGCUGUAAAUAAGGCCAUUCGAUUGGUGCAUCUACCUUCCUAUUCAGUGUUCUCAAAUUUUCCAGAGCUGAAUGACAGAAUAGGAAGAGUCAACUCGAUGGACUUCUCUCCAAGAAGUGGUUUUAUAACACUUGGAAAUAAUAAGGGCCAAGCACUUCUUUACAGGUUAAAGCAUUUUUCAGAAUCUUAGCGGUUGACAACGGGUGGCAUGCGAUAAGAUGCAUCUUCUAACAUUGGCUAGUUUACAAACAUCUUCAAGAAAACAAAAGUAAAUUUUUGAGAUCCUGUUUUAGGGGCAUCAAGUACUUUCGUAUAUACUUGAUAAUCGAGUUACUAUCUAUGACAACUAAUAAAAGAACCAAAGCCCUCCCUCUAUAUUUUAUAUUGUAAAGUUAGGCUUGCUGAAUCCAGGUGGGGCUAUAUGUAUUUUUGCAGCAAUGCACUUUGCCAUAGAGUUAAUUAAGACCAGUAGGACCUAACUGAUGAAGUUUACUGACUGUAAAACUACUGAAAAAUGGCAACAGUGGAGAAGGUGAAGUGGAUUUGUUGGGAGUUUUCUCAAAAAUACUAAAUGUAUCAUCAUAAUCUUGACAUUUCUUUGGGAAGAAAAUACUGUAUUGCAUCUAAAAAUAUAUCCACAUGAAAGAUUAAAAUGAAUUUUCAAGAUUUUAUA